GUAAAGACACAAGACACCCCUCCCCCACUCUGAUCUCCCUUACUUAAACUUAAUCAAAUGCCCAAGUACGUACAUAACUUUCGAAACUUAAACUUUACAAAGUCAAUCCUAAGUUACUUGGAAACGAUUCACAUCGGGCCACCGAAGCUUCCUAUUUUAUGAAGUUAUGAAGAAAUCGUGAAAAGAAAUAUUGAAUACAUAAGUUACAUGCAACCUCCGUAAACCACACUCUGCUUAACCUCGGGAGUUCAACUGAGAUACCGAAUUACGACCUCGCUUCACCAUCAUCACCCAAUACCGCCCAUAUCUCGGCAUAUCCGUCCAACUACACUAACCUAGAUACCUACCCAUUCACCCGCAAUACAUCCCUUCCAUCACCACCUCGGCAUGGCAUCAUCCAAAUACACCACCGACCCCACGCCACCGCAGCGCCCUCGGUUCCACCUCGUGUUCCGCGUCGUAAGCGACGGCCUCGACACACCCUCGGCCCAAGCCCUAACCCAGCGCGGCUCCCACGCCCACGGCGGCGCCUUCCCGCUCUUCCCCUCCUUACCCGCCGAGCUGCGCCUCAAGAUCUGGAAGUACCUGCUAGCGCCGCGCAUCGUCGCGGCCGCGUGUCUCGACGCCGAGGCCCCGCCGCCCGACGAGGAGCCCGAGGAGCCCGAGGAGCCGUGGGCCAGCUUCCCGGACCUCUUCACCCACGACAGCUUCUACAUGUCCUUCACCUCGACCUCGCCCUUUAUUACUGCUGCGCCCGUGCAGCAGGACCCCGUCCUCCUGCGCGUCAACCGCGAGACCCGCGCCCUCGCGCUGAACCACUACGCCCCCGCCUUCGGCUGGAAGAUCCCGCAUGUCCUCUUGAACGGGUCUCCCUCCUCCACAUCAACGUCAACGUCAGCGGUAGAGCAGCGCUGGUCCCAGCCGCCCCGCACCUGGUUCAACUACGCCCUCGACACGCUGUACCUCGUCGGCGAGCUCGAGCCCUGCGACAGCUACGGCUUCAACAGCCCCAUGGCGUACUUCCUCGACCGCGAGGAGGCGCGCCGCGUGCGCCGCCUCGCCGUCGCUUUCGCGGCCUUGGGCUACGGCGAGGCUGCGGGGCCGCAACAUAUCUUCGGUGCGCUCUUCCACGUCGCGGAUCGAUUUCCUGCGGUCGAGGGGGGCAAGGUGUGGGUUGCGGUUACGCCGAGGGAUGAGAUGACGCAUGUGUUGAUGGGCGGGGAGGGGUCGUUGAUGGGCGGGAAGGGGUCGCUGUUUGGGCUGCGGCGGAGACGGGUAGAAUAUGAGAUAGAUGGAGGAGGAGAAAUUGGCGAGGGGGUAUGGGUAGGGGCAGGGGCAGAGAGGGAGGAGGAGCAGGAUGAGGAUGAGGGAGAGGGGGGGCAAGGGGGGAAGGAGAGGGAGGAAGAGUUGAAUUUUGUGCAGAAGAUCUGGAGGGAUUGGUAUAGAGGCGGGAUCGUCAUGUCGUCGUUGGCGAGCUUGCAGUUUGAGAUGGUGAGGGAAUCGGAGCUGUCGGAACACCUUGCGAAGCUUCCUAUGCCGUCUGCUUCAGCUGGUUCUAAACAGAGGCAGUGCUAAGUAGGUUGGUAGGUAUGUAGCAUGCGACGGGAGCAGGUGUGCUUACUUCAACAUUAUGCAGGAUAUAGGUACACUAGGUAGAAUAUCAUCUAUGGUGU
Molecule: messenger RNA, 1673 nt
Organism: Hypoxylon fragiforme
Lineage: Eukaryota; Fungi; Ascomycota; Sordariomycetes; Xylariales; Hypoxylaceae
Exons: 2
Coding region: 388-1575 (395 amino acids)
Source: RefSeq, a predicted model, not a curated record